Messenger RNA from Tupaia belangeri chinensis (Chinese tree shrew), 2945 nucleotides. It is a transcript of the gene STAC, whose product is annotated as SH3 and cysteine rich domain. The transcript has 11 exons. The coding region runs from base 45 to 1253 and encodes 402 amino acids. Lineage: Eukaryota; Metazoa; Chordata; Mammalia; Scandentia; Tupaiidae. Gene Ontology annotation, biological process: positive regulation of protein localization to plasma membrane; skeletal muscle contraction; positive regulation of voltage-gated calcium channel activity. Gene Ontology annotation, molecular function: transmembrane transporter binding. The record is from RefSeq and is a predicted model, not a curated record.
CGCGCUGUUCCUGCCGGAGCCCAACACCGUUCCUCGCGGCCACGAUGAUCCCUCCGAGCGGCGCCCGCGACGACGGCGUGGACGGGCUGCCCAGCCGGGCGGCGAGCGCCGAGCAGCCGCCCUCUCCUGCAUCCACCAGCAGCCAGAAAUCCAAGCUCCAGAAACUAAAACGAUCACUUUCUUUCAAGACCAAGAGUUUACGGAGCAAAAGUGCUGACAACUUCUUCCAGCGAACCAACAGUGACGUGAAGUUGCCAGCCGACAUGCUGGCCGAGGUCAGCCCCAGCUCCAGCCCACUCCCUGCUCCUGGAAGCCUGACAUCCACGCCCACCAGGACUGGCCUGCACCCAGGUAGCGGCAAGGCCCAUGCCUUUCAGGAACACAUCUUCAAGAAGCCCACUUUCUGUGACGUCUGCAACCACAUGAUCGUGGGAACAAACGCUAAGCAUGGACUACGCUGCAAAGCCUGUAAGAUGAGCAUCCACCACAAGUGCACUGAUGGCCUAGCACCCCAGCGGUGCAUGGGCAAGCUGCCAAAGGGGUUUCGGCGUUACUACAGCUCCCCCUUGCUCAUUCAUGAACAGUUUGGAUGCAUUAAAGAAGUUAUGCCCAUUGCCUGUGGCAAUAAGGUGGACCCUGUCUAUGAGGCCCUGCGCUUCGGCACCUCCCUGGCCCAGAGAACAAAGAAGAGCAGCUCCGGCAGUGGCUCUGAAUCGCCUCACAGAACCUCUACUUCAGAUCUCGUGGAGGUUCCUGAAGAAGCUGAUGGGCCAGGAGGGGGGUAUGAUCCAAGGAAACGCAGCAACAGCGUGUUUACAUAUCCAGAAAAUGGCACUGAUGAUUUCAGAGACCAAGCAAAGAACAUAAACAACCAGGGACCUUUUUCCAAAGACCCAUUACAGAUGAACACCUACGUUGCCUUGUAUAAAUUUAUUCCACAAGAGAAUGAAGAUUUGGAAAUGAGGCCAGGAGACAUGAUUACUCUCUUAGAGGAUUCCAAUGAAGACUGGUGGAAAGGAAAAAUUCAAGAUAGGAUUGGCUUCUUUCCAGCCAACUUUGUCCAGCGAGUCCAGAAAAAUGAGAAGAUUUUUAGAUGUGUUAGAACCUUCAUUGGGUGUAAGGAACAGGGGCAGAUAACACUGAAAGAGAAUCAGAUCUGCGUGACUUCUGAAGAAGAACAAGAUGGCUUUAUCAGAGUCCUCAGUGGGAAAAAGAGAGGCCUUGUGCCCCUCGAUGUCCUAGAAAACAUCUGAUGGCUGGCCUCUCCUCCCUUUGCACCUCUACUAAGAUGCCGUCUGCCUCAUCUCACACUGUGUCAAUCCAGAAGAGCUGCCACAGCCCCCCAUGAAAUAGUGAGACAAGACUCUAAGAUCUGAGACCAUGGAGUAACCGCCACAGAGCAGAGGGCCCAUUGCACGGCAUAUCCAGGCUACUCAGGUGGGGAUAAGGCUGAGAGUUGGCCAGCAGAGCCAAGUGUCAUGCCCUACUGCAGCAGCAGGGCUGUAAAACACAGCUGUCCCCAGGACUCAACUGCUCCCCUGUCCAUGUGGUAUAGGUUAACCCACUGGACUGUGCUCCAGUUUGUGGUGUGGCCCCCGUACUAGGUUCACAUCCAUGUAACCAAGUAUUCUGGUUCCAGUCCCCAGAACCACCAGCCAACAUCAUCACAUUUCAGACCAAGGCAGUCUCUCUGCAGAGCUUCGGGGUCUGCAUCCUAGCCUCCAACAUUCCACUGUUGCCUCCCCCAGGAGCCCCUCACUUUACAAUUGUGCUAAAUAAGGCAGCCAGCUUGUUCUUUCUUUCUCUUCAGUUCUCCAUGUAAGUCCUGCUGGUGUGCAUCAGAUGUGAGGGCUGGGCUGACCUGGAACUUUCUGCAAAGACCUGCCCUGCUCAAAGACUGCUGACAGUCCAUCCUUCCUGCUGCUCUUGUUACUGGCAGAGGUGGCAAUGCAGGACAGAGAGUAGAGGCACAAGGGUGGAAGGGCAGUGGGAGUAAGGUGCAGCCAAGAGCCCUUAUUUAUUGAAGAUUAAACAGCCCUUGCCAUUACAAAGUCCCUUCCUGAAGGAAAUGAAGCUGGAGAGGAGAAUGUGGCAAAAAUUCUCCAUUCUCAUUUUUCUUCCUCUGUAUCGGGGGCAGCAUUUUCCUCAUGCCAUCCCGUAGGACUCCGUUUUGGAGGUUGAGCCCACCUUGCAGGGCACCAGGAACAUGAAGAGGAACCAACAACAGCAUCUUAGAAGAAAAGUAGCCAAAUCAUAAUCCAUUCAUCUUUAGGGCUGUAUAAUAUAUCCUAGCAGAUGGGAAAUGGAAAAGACCCUUAAUGCUUCAUCCCUCUGGAAUCAGAGGAACUUGGGGCCUAGUUAGCAUCAUCUAGGGAAAUCUCAGUCACUCUGUACUUGUACCAAUGUUUACAAGAAUGCAAAAUACUGUGAUGCCUUCCUCCUCAAGCCUCCUCCUAGCAUUGCACCCUCGUCGUCAUCAAUACGGUUCAACUUCAGUUCACGCCUUAGCAUCAAUGUCAGUUUCAUUUUUUUUCUUUUUUGUUACCGAGCAAUAAAAUCAUUAGAACAUAUGGUUUUUAAAAGACUGUGUAUCCUGUGUGUGCAUGUAAGCAUCCUUUCCCAAGCCAAAGCAUCAUUUAGUGCCCUUUUUUUUUUUUAUUUAUUUGUGUCGUUGUUGUUACUUCUCAUGGUGAUAAUGGGCGAUGAGAUGGGAUAACUGCUGGUUUCACAAUAGUUUGGAUGCCUUACUCUCAUUUUAAAGCCAGCAUCCAGAAUUUUCUCAAUCUGAUACAGCCUGUAAAAACCAAGUGUACAGAGUCAGCAUGGAUUCCCUGACAGCCAGAGUGGGUAAUAUGACUGCCUUUCUAUAAAUCUGAAUACCAAGUACAAACACUCUUUGCCUCUAAUUCAUGAUUUCAUUUAAUAAAGAUAACACAGUGGCUGGA